AUGAAUGCAAAAACAAAAGAUGAUUGGUCAACCCACUUAAUUCCGUCGUCCCGAGAAGCAUUUCUGAUUUGUCACCACGCUGCACCCAGGGCAGCCGACCCCGGACAGCUGCCGGGAGGCUGAGGUUCAGAUCUAGAAGCUCCAGGAGAAGCGAACGCUGCCUCUUGGCAUCUGUACCUGAUUGGCCGUUCCCAGGAGGGCCAUCAUCCAAUCAGAAAGGGUCGAAGAAGGAGCGAGCUCCCCGCUGCAGUCGGCAUCUAUCUAUAGGGGACAAGCGGUCCAAGGGACUCUCGCUGCGAAAGUCUCCCUACGCCGUGCCCUCGCCCCCGCCCCCGGACACCCAAACCCCACAGCUCGGAGACCCGGAGAAGAGUUGGUGAUUAGGGGUAGGGGAUCAGCCUUCCUCUUGAGCCUGGGUAGCAACAGGUGGCACACAGGACUUUCCGAUUCCCAUCUUGGGGCUGUCCUGCCCCACGCAGAAUCCCCCCACGGGGCAGCAUUUCCCAGCCAAAGUCCCCUUGGGGGUCCGGAGUGACCGGCCGGAAGCUGGGUUGGGGCACUGCCACUCCUGACUUCCUCUCCCAGGGGUGUGGGGAGCCACCUCCCGGACCUCUGGAAGACAGCCGCUUCUCAGUAAAUUAUCCAUCUCACCUUUCUCCCUACAGUUAUGUCUAUGGGUCUGUAGACAGAUUAUCCAUCUAUUCGCAGUUCUGUUUCUCUAGUUAAAUCUGUCUCUUGAUAAAUCUCUCUCUGUUCACAUACCCAUUUGUCUACUUGUAAGCCCAAACCUUUACUGACUUAGUGGAGAGAGCCUCCCUUACGACUCAUCGCUACUGAGGAUCCAGCGAACAGCCCCUUAAAGGGUUUAGAUUACAGGUUCAGAAAGGUGGGGCACGGAAGACUGGAAAGUGAAGAUGUUCUACUACCCGAACGUGCUUCAGCGCCACACUGGCUGCUUUGCCACUAUCUGGCUGGCCGCAACAGGCGGCAUGAGGCUAGUGAAACGGGAGUACCUGAAGGUGGACGUGGUGGAGACAUGUGAGAAGAUCCUGCAGUAUAUUCUGGUGCAAGUGCAGUCGUCUUUGCCAGGUGUCCCCAGGCCCCGCUUCUCCCUUUACCUCUCUGCCCAGCUGCAGUUCGGUGUUAUUCGUGUCUAUUUCCGCCAAUGCCAGUAUCUUGUGGAGGAUAUCCAACAUAUCCUGGAGCGCCUACACCGAGCCCAGCAGCAGAUCCGUAUUGACAUGGUGGAUCCCGAGGUACCCGCUCUCCUACUGCCCGACCCCCUGACCACAAUGGAGACCUUGGAAGAUGCUCCUGACCCCUUCUUUGGAGUGAUGGCCAUUGACCCUAACCUUCCUAGUCCCCUGGAUAUUCCCCAGGUUCGACAACUCUUGGAAGCCCCAACUCCUGAGAGGGUUUCUAAAGAGACCCCUCCUCAGAUCUACCGCCAACCUAGGAAGUCAGACAAAUCCCCUGUCACUGUCCUGCUUCCUGAAACCAUCACCCUUCAGGAGGCAGAGCCGAUCCGUGUGCUGCACAUUGAGGGUGAACAGGACCUACCAGAAAUCUCCCAUCAUGACCUGGAUCUGCUGAUGGCUGCAGAGGACGAAGCUAUUUUGUCUGAGGAAAAGGCCAAGAUCUACCCUCCUCAGGAGCAGCUUGAGACGCGAAUAUCUCAUGUCCCAGAUGCUGGAGAGUCGAUGGAAGUUUCCCGGGUCCCCGAGCAGGAAAUCACUCCUAGGGUAUCACCCCCACCUCAGUCAAGGAUCCAGGAGGUGGCAGAGCCCCUCUUAGAGAAGGAACUAAUCCCUGAAGAAUCUGAGUCACUGAUUCCAGAAGCUGGUCCUCCACACUUGGAAGAGAUCCCAACUACAGAACUACUUCUGCCUGGGAUGCCCAGCCCUUUGAGACCUCCAGUUCAUGUCCCCAGCAGCCCUGAACUGAUUCUCCCUGAGCUGUCCCCACCUCAGCCUCCACCCUCCCGCCGCCCUCACCGGUUGCAGCUGUAUGAUGAGGAGACCCAGAUUACUCGAGAGGAAUUCCAAAAACAAGUCCUACAAACCCAGGCCCACACCAGAGCUUGUCCAAUGGUCCAGCCUUCCAGUCAGAUGAAGAGUCCAUCAGAGCUGCUAAGAACUCCAGUUUACCCUGGAUGGCUACACCCAGAACUACUUAGUCUCUGGACUCGCUGUGCCCGGGUCCCCCCAAAGGAGCUCCGAUAUCGGCGACCCCAAGAACCAGAGUCUGUAAUUGAGCAAUUAGAGGAAAGGCGAAAGGCUGAGACUAUCAGUGAAAUCGAGAUUCUUCGAGAUAUACAAGAGCCCAGCGGUCCCCUAUUACAGUCUUCAGAACUCUCCUUGGAGACUACUGAGGAAGAGCGAUCCCGUCUCAGUUUCAUUCCUCCUGAAGAGAGGUGGGGCUUAGGUGAGGUUGAAGUGGAGGUGCCUGUGCUGCCUGUGGUCCCUGAACUACCAGAAGUGCCUGAACUCCCCUUGCAGCUGGUCCCAGAUGAGCAACUUCUCUCCCCAGAGGCCUUGCAAAGGGCUAUCACAGUGGAGUUACAGGCUUCCGGACAAAUAGACUUCAACAACCUCAUUCCUCCCUUUGCCCCUCGUUUGGCGGCUGCUCGGGCCUUCUACUUGCUUCUUGUGCUGUCUACACAGCAGGUUGUGUAUGUGGAGCAAGAAGAACCCUAUGGCAGUCUCCUCAUCCGGCCAGGGCCUGGGAACCACCGCCAUUAGAGACCCUUCUCUUUGAAUGUGGCAGAAGACAACAUAUUUACCUGCUGUAUGAUAAAUCCUAUGUUUCCCUGUUACCCACCCACAAGCUACAGUUCAUCCAAAAUAAAUGGACUUUAUUCAAAUCAGAA
Antechinus flavipes (yellow-footed antechinus) is the source of this 2869-nucleotide messenger RNA. RefSeq names its product REC8 meiotic recombination protein (gene REC8). Gene Ontology annotation, cellular component: synaptonemal complex; cohesin complex. The coding region runs from base 915 to 2741 and encodes 608 amino acids. NCBI's taxonomy places the organism in Eukaryota, Metazoa, Chordata, Mammalia, Dasyuromorphia, Dasyuridae. Gene Ontology annotation, biological process: mitotic sister chromatid cohesion; replication-born double-strand break repair via sister chromatid exchange; synaptonemal complex assembly. The record is from RefSeq and is a predicted model, not a curated record. The transcript is spliced from 19 exons. Gene Ontology annotation, molecular function: protein binding; chromatin binding.